GGGGUAUGAAACCCAGUAAGACAGGCAGUUGAUCUGAGAGACACAAACCACGAGCCCCAAUAGUUCUCAGUUACAGCAGCCUGCAACUCAACUCGGUGAGCAAAACUCAGCCAGGAUUCAACUGCUGCCAAAGAUCAGGAGUUCUGCAGUAACCUGUAGAAGUGAUCAUGUGGCUUGCUCAAGAACCCUUGAGAUCAAUCAGCAGCCAUUAUCCUUAGCAAUCCUCUCAUUGUUCAGCUAAUCGCAUGCUGACAUCUUAUUAAAGGUGACAGAAACAACAGUACUGCGAGGACGAUGGGUGGGAAGCAAUCUCGCAGUUUCUCCAACAAGGAGCUGAAUGAGGUGAGAGUUAGCCAAAGGAGGACGAGUGCCGGGAGAGACGACCAGCCCAGCCGGUCCUCGGCUGCUGAGAGGAUCCGCAGACACGCGACAGUGCACUUUGGCUACAGCACCCUCAGUCUGGCGCAGCGGGCGCUUGAUGAGACCCCCACUGAGCUGUGGGAGCUCCGAGAACUGCAGAAGCUAAACUUGUCCAUGAAUUCCUUGUGCUCUUUGCCCCCUGCCCUGGGCGCUCUGGACAAUCUGGUGAUCCUCAAUUUGUGGGGGAACAAUCUAUCCAGCCUCCCGCCUGAAAUCAGCCUACUGAAGAAGCUGCGGGUGCUCUUCGCCUGUCGUAAUCGUCUAAGAGAGGUCCCAGAGGAGCUGGGCUCCUGCACGUGCCUAGAGGUACUCAGCCUGGCCAACAACCAGAUCACAGGCCUCCCUGGCAGCUUGGCCACCAUGCAUAAUCUAACUAAACUCAAUCUUAGCCACAACCGCAUUGUUCACAUCCCCACCUGCGUCUACAGCAUGAAGGGCCUGGUCUUCCUCCACCUGGCUUGCAACCGUCUGGAGACCAUCGCGGACCAGAUCCAGGACUUGGUUAACCUGAAGAUCCUUAUUGUGGAGGGAAACAGUAUCCACACACUGCCUAAGACGCUGUGCUUCCUGGAGUCUUUAGAACUCCUCAAUGUUGACUUCAAUGACCUGCAAAGUGUGCCAAUGGAAAUGUACCUACUGAGCAAGCUUGGGAGGUUAGCCUGCCACCCGCUGGAUAAAGGACUUCAUAUUAUCCACAACCCCCUCCUCAAGCCUAUAAAAGAGGUGCUGCAAGGAGGACUCAGUGCCCUCUAUAACUACCUCAAGCCCACGUGAGGGACUACCACUGUAUGUGUGUGUGUGUGUGUGUGUGUGUUUGUGUUUGUCUGAAGGAGUCAUUAUGGGAUGGCACAAAUCUGAACCCUGGCACAGAUCUGAACCCUGGCACAUGAUGGUCAUGCUGUGAGCUGUAGCUGUUGCCACAGACGGCCUGAUUGUAUUGCAAUACCACUCAAGACGUAUUACAUUUUUUAUGUAAUGUAAAAGAUGGGUUAAAAAUAAACCGCAAGUAAGUGCUGUGUCAUGCCUAACAUUUGUUAAUCCACAGCAAAGGGGUCAGGACGAGUCUCUCAGCUCACACAAAAAUUCACAGGUCUACAUUUGGGGGCUGAUUAACUGGCCAGUUGAUCUUGUUUGGCCUGUGGCGGUGAGAGGGGGCACUGGGGGUAAGUUCAGCUACAUAUCACCACCCUCUUUGUUGGAUUCAGGUCAUGGGGAUCAGGUGUGUAAAGUCAGUGGAAAGAACGGUGGAGGGGGGCUUAAGAUCUGCAAAAUAAUAAAACAAAAGCACAACAGGGACUUAAACUCUGAUUAAAUGUUGUUCCACUCCAUCAGAUCAGAUCAGUGCUGCUGGGUGGCAGCUCCACUGGGGUUGUUGCGUGUUGUCACACAAACUAUUUGAAGCAAUGGGGGGAAAAAGAAACUUACAUUGCAUUAUAUGAUUGAAAACUGCUUCUCAAUAGAUGUGGUGACUGUGGAACAAAUUUUUCAAUGUGCAACCUUAGCUGAUGGAAAUAUGUCAUAUAGGGUUACAAAACAUAAAUCUUGGCUGAAAAAACACAUGCCUGUCCAGUAAGGAUGUCUGCAUAAAUAAAAUUAAAGGUAAUAAAAAUGUAAAAAAGAUUUUUCUACAUGUCAA
Molecule: messenger RNA, 2056 nt
Organism: Epinephelus lanceolatus (giant grouper)
Lineage: Eukaryota; Metazoa; Chordata; Actinopteri; Perciformes; Serranidae
Cellular component (GO): cytoplasm
Molecular function (GO): protein binding
Source: RefSeq, a predicted model, not a curated record